ACUCUUUGCCGUUGCCACUUCUUGUUUUUUUUUUCACUUGGCUUUAGGCUUUAGCACUAUAACUAUAGUUAUCUUUGCUCAUCUCAUUUGUAGGAUCUCUGGCUGGCUGGUCUGACUCUGGUUGGAUUUUUGUUUUUCUAACGUUUGAGGAAGGAAAAAGCAGAAAAAAAUAAUCACAAAAUAGAGUAGGUACCUACCUAAGGUGUUUGCAUGAAGUGUAACAUACGCCUUUGGUAGAAGAUGGAGUCCAAAGAUGAAAUAAUCACAUUCUAUGGUAGAUGUAGAUGUUGCCUUGAAUACGGCUACAUGAAAAGCAUAUGGAAGGAGCACAUUUGGGAAGAUGAAAAAGAAAUAUAUGGUGAAAUGCUUAUGGAGACUUUUAAUAUAGCCUGGGAAUCUAAUGACGUUGUUGAGUAUAUCUGUGACACAUGUGUGACAAGGCUUCGAGAUGCCUUUCAUUUCAAGAAAGAAAUUAUUUCCGCUGAUCUAUUACUGGAGGAGGGGUUUGAAGAAGGCAUGGAAUUGGUAAAUUUAGAAAAAAUAGCUUCAAAGACCGAAGAAGAUAAUGAGAACCUAGAAGAGUUUAUAUCUCCUGACAUUGAGGUUAAAACAGAGUAUGGUGAGAUUGAGUAUUUGGAAGAAGAUGCAGAUAUUGUGGAACAAUCAGUUUAUAAAAUAGUUACUGAUGCCACUAAGAGUGCAUCUGAUAAUAAAUGGCCCAACAAAAAAAAGAAAUGUGAACGUUCCAGCUACCGCAAUUAUACUCAGGCAGAUUUGAAAAGGUGUGUUGAAAUGAUUCAGAAAGAAGGAAUUUCCCAGUUACAAGCAGCAAAAAUUUUCAAUAUACCAACCAAAACAGUCAAUGCUAAAAUGUGUAGUUUAAGAUCUGAAUCUCCAAUUGAUGAAACACGGCAGGAAAAGCGAGAAAGAACCGAAAAACAAAUCAAGUUUGUCGAAGAAAUCCAGGCAAUUCUGGAAAUGACCAAUAGUAUGCCUUUUAAAGUCAAAUCUACUAAGCUUUAUUGUGCCUAUUGCUAUAUGAAAGGGGACUAUUAUGAGGACACUGAGGAUUUGAGAACUCAUACAUUUGAGAAGCACCAAAAUGAGAGAAUUGAUGCUAUUGAGUCCAUUCUUAGGCCUUUCUGGCAGAAUGAAGUUCUAAGAAUUGACAUUCAAAAUUUAUCCUGCACUGUAUGUGAAGAAAUAAUACGAGGAUGGAACGAAAUGUUCCAACAUUUGUUUGAUAAACAUAAUGUGCAGUUUGAUCAAGCUUAUACAAGAUUGAUACCAUAUAAACUAAGUCAGGACUUACAUUGUGCUUUGUGUGAUGAACGUCAUACAAAUAUCCACUAUUUGGACUCUCACAUGAAUGCACAUUAUAAUAAUCACGUGUGUCCAGAAUGUGGGGAUACCUUUGUUUCUUUAGCUCGAAUCAAAAAGCAUUUGGUUAUACAUGAUACUGGAUCAUACCCUUGUCAAUAUUGUGGAAAAAGUUUCAGUUUAAAAAAAUAUAGAGAUAAACAUGUAGCAAUGAUUCAUGAAAAUGCGAAAACAUAUAAGUGCUUUUAUUGUACUGAGCGCUUUGUCACAGAAUAUGGAAAACACAGUCAUACGAAGAUGCACCACAAGGAUAAAAUCAAAAUUAUCACUUGUGAAAUUUGUGGGAAAAGUUUUGAUUGGAGACCUUAUUAUUUAUCACAUUUGAAAAAAUUACAUUUUAAAGUAAGGAGAUAUCAAUGCACAUAUUGUAUGAAAUGGUUCACUGCGAAGCAUGAUUACAAAUUACAUGUUCAAAGGCACACUGGGAGUGGUCAGCAUUACUGUGAAUUUUGUAAUAAGAAUUUUGUCACAGGUCAAGAAUUGAGAAGCCACCAGAAAGUUCAUAAAAAGGAUGUCAAAAAUGCCCCAAAAUGUGUACAGGUUUCUAAUUAAGUGAUAUGUUUAAUACAUAUUUAUUGCUAUUGU
This is a messenger RNA of Plodia interpunctella (Indianmeal moth), 1965 nucleotides long. RefSeq names its product zinc finger protein 675-like. The record is from RefSeq and is a predicted model, not a curated record. The transcript is spliced from 2 exons. Gene Ontology annotation, molecular function: zinc ion binding; chromatin insulator sequence binding. Lineage: Eukaryota; Metazoa; Arthropoda; Insecta; Lepidoptera; Pyralidae. The coding region runs from base 241 to 1932 and encodes 563 amino acids. Gene Ontology annotation, cellular component: nucleus; chromosome. Gene Ontology annotation, biological process: regulation of transcription by RNA polymerase II.